UUCGCGCAUCUCACACUGACUUUGUGCUUUCCCUUUCACACAGCAUUUCCUCGUGGAGGCUGCCGCUUCUUUAUCGACUUUGGACUUUAUUUGCAUGGGACGCUGAGGCUGGCAUCAGUCGAGCUGUGAUUUUAGUUUCCAGUCCGUUUGUCUGUUUGGAGUCGAAACAUGAGCGCGAGUGGAAACGCGAUGGCGAUGUUCGGGAUGCAUUUAGCGGAGGAUCAGAUUAAAGUUCUGGAGGAGAAUUUCACGAAGGUCAGCAAACAUCCCGACGACGCCACGCUGAUGCUGAUCGCAGCGGAGUGUGGGCUCAGCGAAGAGGAGACAGCGAAAUGGUUCAGGAUGCGAAACGCUCUGUGGAGGAAAGCAGAAGGUCUGCCUGCUGAACUGGGAUCAGUGAAGGACUGAUGGAAGAUCUUCAUGUUGUUUUUCUCUCUCUGCUCCAGUGAUUGUUCAGUAGACCAUCUCACUGUCUCUCUUUUCUUAUUUGAGGAUGUUCUCUAAAGUUUAAAGACCGCUAUGGGUCUUAUUUUAUUUUUUAAAAUUUUAUCCAAGUUGUAAUCUUUUGCAAAGUGUAUGCCAUAUAGCCUAUUUUUAUUGCCUUAAUAACUAUUAAAUGUAAGUAAAUAAACUAAAUGUAAGCAUCUGUAUAUAAAAAGUGACAUCUGUAUUAUUUUCAGGGUUUGAUUUCAUGUGUUGAAUAUUUAGUAUAGAGCUUGUUUGCUUUCUCAUUAUGAGAAUCAUCAUGCAGUUGAGAAACAUAGAAAAGCGGUAAAUGUCUUUAUUUAUGAACCUAAAAAUAUAACAAAUAAAUAUCUCUUUAUCAUCUCAAUUGUUUGUGCUAAACACUAAUAUGAGAUUAAAUGGAGAACAAAUUA
This is a messenger RNA of Onychostoma macrolepis, 878 nucleotides long. RefSeq names its product HOP homeobox (gene hopx). Gene Ontology annotation, biological process: regulation of transcription by RNA polymerase II; cell differentiation. Gene Ontology annotation, molecular function: DNA binding. The transcript has 2 exons. NCBI's taxonomy places the organism in Eukaryota, Metazoa, Chordata, Actinopteri, Cypriniformes, Cyprinidae. The record is from RefSeq and is a predicted model, not a curated record. Gene Ontology annotation, cellular component: nucleus. Bases 169 to 408 code for a protein of 79 amino acids.